CGGAUGCAGAGAAGCGAGACAGGAACGCGAUGGAGAAAUCCUCCAUCCAGAAGGACACUCCUUGGCCAGGAGAUGACGACGUUCACGACCAUGUGACCCAGAGAAGCCAAGGGUUCCUAUCCCUCUUGAACUCCAGGAUGUCCACAGAGCUAAUGCCACAGACGGUGGUGCUGCACGGUGCCGCGGGCGUCGGGAAGACCACGCUGGCCAAGAAGUGCAUGCUGGACUGGACGCAGGCCGGCCCGGCCCGCGCCCGCCCCGCCGCCCUCUACCUCAGCUGCAAGGCGCUCAGCCGCAGGGGGCCGUGCACCCUGGCGGAGCUGCUGGCCGACAGCGCCCCGGGCCCGCGCCGGGCCCUUCCGCGGCUGCUCGCGCGGGCGCGGACGCUCCUGCUGGUCAUCGACGCUUUCGAGGAGCUGCGCGUGCCCGCCGCGGCGCUGGCGCGCGACCUGGGCGGCGACCGGGGCGCGCGGCGGCCGGCGCCCGUGCUCCUGGGGGGCCUGCUCAAGAGGAAGCUGCUCCCCGCGGCCACGCUCCUGGUGACCACGCGGCCCGAGGCCCUGGGGGAGCUGCGGCUGGUGGUGGAGCAGCCGCUCCUGGUGGAGGUCGAGGGGCUCUCGGAGCCGGAGCGCAGGGCGUAUCUGCGGCGACAGCUGGGAGGCGAGGCUCAGGCGCGGCGCGCUUGGCAGCUCAUGCGAAGCAACGCGGCGCUGCUCCGCCUGGGCUCGGCGCCCGCCGUGUGCUGGAUGCUGGGCGCCUGCCUGCGGCUGCCCGCGGACGAGGGCGACGACCCGGGCCGCACGUGCCGCACCGCCACGUCGCUGCUGCUGCGCUUCCUGUGCAGCCGGGUCGCGCCCGCGCCGGGCAGCUGCCCGCGCCCGCGCCCCCGGGCCCCGCUGCGCGCCCUGUGCCUGCUGGCGGCCGAGGGCGUGUGGGCGCAGACCUCGCUGUUUGAGCCCCGGGACCUGCGCAGACUGGGCGUGCGCGAGGCCGACCUGCGCCCCUUCGUGGACCGGAGCCUCCUGCUGGAGAGCGGCGAGUGCGCGGGCUGCUACCGCUUCCUGCACCUGAGCCUGCAGCACCUCCUGGCGGCCGCGCUCUACGUCCUGGGCGGCGGCGAGGGCGGCCCCGGCUGGGGCGCUCGCGGGGUGCGGACGCUGCUCUCCAAGGAGGAAGGGCGCCGGAACCCCCACCUGGCCCACGUGGGGCGCUUCUUGUUCGGCCUCGCCAACGAAGACAGGGUCAGGGAGCUGGGGGCCGCCUUCGGCUGCCCGGUGUCCACGGAGCUCAAGCACGAGCUGCUGGCGUGCACCGUGAGGUCCCCCGAGAACGGCCCCUUCUCCUCGGUGACGGACACGAGGGAGACCUUGUGCCGUCUCUACGAAUCGCAGGACGAACCGCUGGUGAAGGAAGCCGUGGCCCAGGUCACCGAAGUGUCCUUGCACUUGAAAGACCCCACGGACCUCGCGCACGCGUCCUUCUGCCUCAAGCAUUGCGAACGGCUGCAGAAACUGCGUCUGCGGGUGGAAAAGGGCGUGUUCCUGGACGACGACACCGCGUCGGGGUCCGAGGCCCAGGCUGCCGGGUCACAGUAUGACCAUCUCUUUCUCCAGAUCUGGGCAGAUCUCUGCUUGGUGUUCAGUUCAAACAAGAGCCUCUGCUUCUUGGAUGUGAGCCAAAGCUUCUUGAGUUCCUCCUCCGUGAGGAUUCUUUGUGAGCGAAUAACCCGUGUCACCUGUCAUCUCCAGAAAGUGGUGAUCAAAAAGGUCUCCCCUGCCGAUGCUUAUCGGAACUUGUGUCUAGCUGUCAUCGGUAAGAAGACUCUGACCUACCUGGUCCUGGAAGGUGGUGGCCACAGUGACAAGCUGCUGCUGCUGUUGUGUGAGCCACUGAAACACUCCAGAUGUAACCUGCAGUAUCUGAGGCUGGGAUCCUGUUCUGACACCACUCAGCAGUGGGCUUAUUUCUUCUCAGCCCUUGAAGUCAACCAGUCCCUCACAUGCCUGAACCUCACAGCAAAUGAGCUCCUGGAUGAGAGUGCCAGGUUGCUGUGCAAGACUCUGAGACACCCCAAGUGCUUCCUGCAGAAGCUGUCGUCUGCCUGAAAGUCUGUAGCUCACAGUGGAAGGUGUGUGCUGUUGGAAGGAGCAACCACUCUGCAGGGCGUAAGUCAGAAGAAUCCAACAGUCUUUGCAGGUUAUCACGUUGCAACAUAACCAGACGUGGCUGUAGACA
Molecule: messenger RNA, 2235 nt
Organism: Prionailurus viverrinus (fishing cat)
Lineage: Eukaryota; Metazoa; Chordata; Mammalia; Carnivora; Felidae
Product: NACHT, LRR and PYD domains-containing protein 7-like
Exons: 5
Coding region: 30-2105 (691 amino acids)
Biological process (GO): regulation of inflammatory response
Cellular component (GO): cytoplasm
Molecular function (GO): ATP hydrolysis activity
Source: RefSeq, a predicted model, not a curated record